GUUAUAAACAACCACAGUGGCAAUCUCGAGCACUGCAAAAUCCUGCAUAUGACACCCCAAACUCAAGAUGGUACGUUAGCAACUUGGAUCCAAUCAUUGAUCCAUGUGAAACACACUACAAAUCUCGGACUUGAGAGAUUUCGUGUUUAUCGUGGUGAGAAAGCUUGUGUGCUCCACUUACCCCCAAACAUAUUUUCACAUCCAAGGCUAACAUCACUCCUCCUGGCUCGAUACAAAUUCGAGUUUGCACAUGCCUUUAACAAUUGCAGUAACCUCAUGACUCUUAAACUUUAUAAAAUCAAAGUUGCAGUUGAUGUGCUCAACACAGUCAUUGCAUCGUGCCCCUCCCUCAAGAUGCUGGUACUAGAAAUCUUAUCGUGCAGCCAAACUGGAUGGUUAAAGAUUCAUAACGACAACUUAAAGUUUGUGCAUCUGAAUUGCCCUGAAAUUGAUAACAUUGAAGUGUCUGCGGCUCUUCUGGACAUAUUCUCUGUUCAUGAUAUUGAACUUGGGAGAGCGAGUAAUAUUGUUCUUGAUGCCCCAAGAUUACUCCAGUUUGGUAGAAGAAUGUGGAAGGUACAUCAGAGUUUGCCUCACAUAGUCUACAAUAUCUCAUGCGACACUCAGGGGAAUGAAAACAUUGGGCAUGAAUUUGUGACGAACAUAGAAAAUUACUUCCUGGUUGUGUUUGCAACUAUGGCGGUGAAUGUGGAUAUGGUGAAUCCAAAAGAAGUUUACAUGCUAAAGCAAGUUUUAGAUGCAUGGGCUAGAGAUUUGCAAAUGCUCGAGAUCUUCUUUAAGGAUAACGAUAUUGACAAGAAAGAAGGUGAAUCUUCUAUUGAUGGAAAACAAAAUAAGUGGGGGAAUUGGUUUCUCGAUGUUGAUUUCCGUGUGAGGAGUGUGUGUUUGUAUAACUUCAAUGGUUUGGAUGAGGAUGAAUUUGCUUUAGCUGCAAGUUUCGUGAUACAAGGGAAGAUGAUGGAAAAUUUGAUGAUCGAGACGUCUUCGCUUCCAGCAAACAAAAAGUUGGCAGUGGAUACUGCAGUGGCAAAAUUGAUGGAACUUCCAAAAGGUAACAACGUGCUUAUUAUUGAAUGCAUUUGA
Raphanus sativus (radish) is the source of this 1104-nucleotide messenger RNA. Its product is annotated as putative F-box protein At1g67390. The record is from RefSeq and is a predicted model, not a curated record. The transcript is spliced from 3 exons. The annotation marks the transcript as partial. NCBI's taxonomy places the organism in Eukaryota, Viridiplantae, Streptophyta, Magnoliopsida, Brassicales, Brassicaceae.